Molecule: messenger RNA, 1936 nt
Organism: Mytilinidion resinicola
Lineage: Eukaryota; Fungi; Ascomycota; Dothideomycetes; Mytilinidiales; Mytilinidiaceae
Product: putative short chain dehydrogenase/reductase
Exons: 2
Coding region: 356-1456 (366 amino acids)
Source: RefSeq, a predicted model, not a curated record
CCACACACUUCGACUCCAAUUCCCAAUUCCGCGAAACGAAGUCCGUAGCCAUCGUCUCCUCCUGACCUAGGAUACGGUAGUCAUCGAUUUGCUCCCUAUCGGAUUUCGAGUUACAAGUCUUUUUCAGGCCUCUAACUACCUGUCACCUGUUGAAAGAGCACCUACUCUGUGGGAUACAUCGCCAGAUCGAGCACGCACAGUGCCUAGUCUAACGUCUACUACAACUUUCAUAAAGACACUUUGCUCCUCUCCUCGAUCUGUUGGCACUGCCUCCGUCAUCUGCGAUCACAGACCCUUGCCAUUUCCUACAAUUACAUCGCUCUUCCCAGAAAGCAGUCCCACCUGACUCAACGCCAUGAGGCUCUACAACCCCUUCUCAACUCUCCCUUCCUACAACCCCCUGACUCUCCUAAGCGCAGGCGGCUUUACCACUCACCACAACUCCAAGCAUGCAGACACCCCGCACCUCUCGGGCGAGGUCGCCGUCAUCACAGGCGGCCAAUCCGGUAUCGGCCGCGAAAUUACCGCGCAACUACUACUCCAUGGCAUCUCCAAAGUAUACAUCAUCGCGCGCAGCGCCGCAAAAUACCAAGAUGCAAUGUCCGAAUGGGUGAACAAGAAAGGCCUGAAGCGGAGCGACGUUGAAUCAAGAACCGAGUUUAUACCUUGCGACCUCAGUAGCGUCAAAGACGUCGCAAGGGCAUCGAACGAGCUACUCAGCAAACUCGAUCGAUUGGAUAUUCUCCUCAACAAUGCUGCUGUUCCUCCAACCCCGGAUUACUCCUUGUCCCCAGAUGGAACCGAGACCGUGUUCGCGAUCAUCCACGUCGGCCACUUUACUCUCACUAACAUCCUCCUGCCACUGAUUGAGCGGACGGCAGCGACAUUCGGCGGUGCGCGGGUUGUUGAUACCAACUCGUCGCUUCACAUGGCUUGUCAAGAGCUGGAUCUGUCGUUACUGACCUCUCCUAAGCCGACGAAAUCGCCCGUACUUUUUGAUGCUGUUUGGCGCUAUGCCCGAGCCAAGCUUGCUGGCAUCAUGUUCACUCGAGAACUGGCGAAACGACUCCAGAAGAAGGGCGUAACUAAUGUAUACGUCAAUAGCUUCUUCCCGGGAAACAUUCCGACUGAUGCAUUCGAUACGUGGAAGCUGUUCUUCGGCAACUUCGUUGGCUCAGCGUUCAAACCAGUAUUCAGUAUCAUGGGUCAGACUGUCGAAGAAGGUGCUGCUACCGCUUUAUUCCUUGCCACCAACAGAGACGUCGAAUUGAAAGAUAUCAAGGGCAAGUACUUCGUCCCAAUAGCGACAGAAAGCAAGCCCAGCACGCUGGCGGAGAACAAGGAUCUUCAGAAGAAUCUUUGGUACUGGACCGACCAUCAAGUUACUGAAGUGCUUGGGAAGGGAUGGCAGGACGUGGGUGAAUCAACUGUCAAGCGACCAAUAGGGCACGGCUGAGAAUCCAUGAUCAACGGUUUCUCUAGCUUUUCUAUCAUACAGUCUAGGACACAAGUUUGGGCACGCCGUUUCUCUCAUCUCGUCCUAAUUUAUAAUGAGGUGCUGAAGCACCACAAACAGCGGCAAGUAGGCCGGCUGUCAGCGUGUGAAAUUUAGCUUCUUAUCAUUUCAGAGUGCACUGAAACAACUCCAAAUCUGGUAAGCAGGUCGUCAGCGCAUCGAACGCUGCACGAGGAUUGGUUCGCGGAGUAUGUUAUGCAUUCUGUCCUCGUCGGUCCCCAAUUUUUUAAUCUUCUGAUACCCUCUGUUUUCUUAGCCUUUAUCUCUUUUAUUCCGCACGACCAUCAAUAUCCUUGCUGUUGACGAUUACAGAUUGGCGAGUUUUCUCUUCUGCAAAAGGAAUUAGCAUUAGGCCCAAAGCCCUCUUCAAAUAAUUGUCCCACAACUGAAACUGAAAACUUCAAUGCGAUAACUUCAUCU